Molecule: messenger RNA, 1237 nt
Organism: Schistocerca nitens (vagrant locust)
Lineage: Eukaryota; Metazoa; Arthropoda; Insecta; Orthoptera; Acrididae
Gene: Rsf1
Product: RNA-binding protein Rsf1
Exons: 4
Coding region: 144-767 (207 amino acids)
Biological process (GO): mRNA splicing, via spliceosome
Cellular component (GO): nuclear speck
Molecular function (GO): RNA binding
Source: RefSeq, a predicted model, not a curated record
UCUCUCCUGCAUUAUCGAUUUCCGUUUGGUUAGCGGGGGGAAUUUGGUCUGAAUUCAUUCUAUUGAAUUUUGCUGAAGUGGUUGCACGUGGGUUGGUGUAAAGAGUAUAAAUACAUUUUGGGGCGCUUCUUAAAGACCGAGAUAUGAGUUCAGAAGGAUAUCAGCAGAGGGGAACGAGAGUGUAUGUGGGAGGUUUAAAUGAAUCGAUUAAAAAGGAAGAUUUAGAAACAGAAUUUGAGAAAUAUGGGAAAUUGAACAAUGUCUGGGUAGCAUUCAAUCCACCAGGUUUUGCUUUUAUUGAGUUUGCAAAUGAAGGUGAUGCAGAAUCUGCCUGCAAUGACUUGAAUGGCUUUGCAUUAAAUGGCUCAAAAUUGAGAGUAGAGAUUUCACGGGGAAGGGGCCGUGGAGGCAGAGGUGGAUUUCGUGGAUCAGGGGGUGGUGGUAGAGGAUUUUUUGGGAGGGGAGGCUCUAGGGGCUCAUAUGACAGAGGUAGUUUCCGCGGAAGCCGUGGUAGGGGAUCUUCAAGAGGACGCUACGGAGAUGACGACUACAGUUCCAGCCGUGGCAGCUAUGGAGGAAGCAGAGACUACGAACGUGAUGGAGCUCGUGGAUCUGGCUACAGGGUUUCAAAUAAUUACUACGGUGGUGAUACUGGCUCAUCGAGGUAUCGCAGUCGCUCCCCAGUGGGGCGUGGCAGCUCCAGGGACUAUGGGAGUGCUGAUGGUUCAUUUGGCUACGGUGGUAAUCGAUCAGGCGACGGAUACUAAAGCAGUCUGCGAUGAAAAUGGAAGGACUUAAGUCCCUUUCCUUCACGACCACAUUUUUGAUCGUCGAGAGAACGGGGCACUAUCCAACGACACCACUUUUGUGGUCGAUAAUUUCGUCACGUUAAGAGCUUCGAGAUUGUAACCGCAUCCAAAAAAUGAUCUCCGAGUUCAUCUGAAUAGCCCCAAUGUGUGGAAGAACUGCCCAAAAUGUUUUAUUUGUGAAGUGUUGAUUACUGAAACAAGAAUUAAGGAAUGAACAUUAUAGGUUUACUCAUUCUGUGUUAAGUUUUGAGUGUAUGGACAAGCUUAAAUAACAGUUGCUAUGUCAUGCAGCUUCCCAUUUUUCACACAUUAUCAUAACUUUUUUAUAUUUCAUUCUUUCACCAAGUAACUUCAGUGUUAAGAUUAAUGGUAUUACUAAAACAUAGUUUUCGUGUUUAGUGUUGAAUAAAGUCCUUCAAUGUGAGAAA